This is a messenger RNA of Gossypium raimondii (Peruvian cotton), 1816 nucleotides long. RefSeq names its product DEAD-box ATP-dependent RNA helicase 15. The transcript has 12 exons. Bases 157 to 1443 code for a protein of 428 amino acids. Gene Ontology annotation, molecular function: ATP binding; RNA binding; RNA helicase activity. The record is from RefSeq and is a predicted model, not a curated record. Lineage: Eukaryota; Viridiplantae; Streptophyta; Magnoliopsida; Malvales; Malvaceae.
UCAUAAGCUAGAAGAAUUUCUCCCAAACUCUCUAAAAAUCUAAUUUUUGCUUCCGUGAACCAGCCAGCCUGUUUUCGUUUGCAGUAGUGACUCUCCAAACCCUAACCCUAUAAACCUACUAGUUCUGCCCCACUUUUAAUUAAUUUCUCUGAAAAAAUGGGAGAAACAAGGGACAACGACGCUUAUGAGGAAGAGCUUCUCGACUACGAAGAAGAAGAAGAGAAAGCCCCUGACUCUGUCACUGCUAAAGUCAAUGGCGAUGCGGGCAAGAAGGGCUAUGUUGGGAUUCACAGUUCCGGAUUCAGAGAUUUCCUUUUGAAGCCAGAGCUGCUUCGAGCCAUUGUGGACUCUGGAUUUGAGCACCCUUCCGAAGUUCAACAUGAAUGCAUUCCCCAAGCUAUACUGGGUAUGGAUGUUAUUUGUCAAGCUAAAUCAGGGAUGGGGAAGACUGCGGUUUUUGUUCUAUCAACAUUACAACAGAUUGAACCCACACCAGGACAAGUUGUUGCCCUUGUUUUGUGCCAUACUAGGGAGUUAGCUUACCAGAUUUGUCACGAGUUCGAGAGGUUCAGUACUUACCUUCCUGAUAUCAAGGUUGCCGUCUUCUAUGGUGGUGUUAACAUUAAAGUUCACAAAGAUCUACUGAAAAAUGAAUGCCCCCAUGUUGUUGUUGGCACACCUGGAAGGAUAUUGGCUCUGACAAGAGACAAGGACCUUUCAUUGAAGAAUGUGAGGCAUUUCAUUCUUGAUGAAUGUGACAAGAUGCUUGAAUCACUUGACAUGAGGAGAGAUGUCCAGGAGAUUUUCAAGAUGACCCCUCAUGAUAAGCAAGUUAUGAUGUUUUCUGCCACUCUUAGCAAAGAAAUUCGCCCUGUCUGCAAGAAAUUUAUGCAAGAUCCCAUGGAAAUUUAUGUUGAUGACGAGGCCAAGUUGACCCUUCAUGGUCUUGUGCAGCACUACAUCAAAUUGAGUGAGCUGGAGAAAAACCGCAAGUUGAAUGAUCUCCUUGAUGCAUUGGAUUUUAACCAAGUUGUCAUAUUUGUUAAAAGUGUGAGCCGAGCAGCUGAGUUGAACAAGUUGCUCAUGGAAUGUAAUUUUCCCUCUAUAUGCAUUCACUCUGGCAUGUCACAGGAAGAAAGGUUGACUCGUUACAAAGGUUUCAAGGAGGGUCAUAAAAGAAUUCUUGUGGCCACAGAUUUGGUUGGAAGAGGAAUUGAUAUUGAACGUGUUAACAUUGUCAUCAACUAUGACAUGCCAGAUUCUGCUGAUACAUACCUGCACAGGGUUGGUAGAGCUGGCAGAUUUGGCACCAAGGGUCUUGCAAUUACAUUUGUUUCGUCUGCUUCAGAUUCUGAUGUGCUCAAUCAGGUCCAGGAGAGGUUUGAGGUGGAUAUUAAGGAACUUCCAGAGCAGAUUGAUACAUCUACAUACAUGCCAUCAUAAUGAAGGUUGAAUUAGCAAAAGCAGAGUCUGAUGCCCAAAUCAUGGAUCCAAUUUGUAUUGCUGGAUAUCAUGGCCGUGUACUUGUUGAAUGAGUUGCUUGGGAGGAGCAGCAGCCACCAUUUCCUUGCAAUGUUGGACUGCAUCUGAAGAGUAGUGUUUGUAGCCAUUUAAGGCCUCAGUUAAUUGAGAUUUAGCUCUGUUUCCCUUUUUUUAGGACUUGUUUUUCAUUUUGCUAUCUAUAGAUAUUAUGCUGUGUUGUAAUUAAUUUGGGAGAGCAUAACCUCUGUUUUUUAAAGUCCGAUUUACCCUGUUAUGAAACAAUCAUAUAAACCAAUAUAAUAACGUUAUUGUAUAAAUCAUGCAUUUUCUGAAA